Xyrauchen texanus (razorback sucker) is the source of this 4594-nucleotide messenger RNA. RefSeq names its product dnaJ homolog subfamily B member 1-like. The transcript has 3 exons. Gene Ontology annotation, molecular function: transcription corepressor activity; Hsp70 protein binding. Bases 344 to 1351 code for a protein of 335 amino acids. The record is from RefSeq and is a predicted model, not a curated record. Gene Ontology annotation, cellular component: cytosol. Lineage: Eukaryota; Metazoa; Chordata; Actinopteri; Cypriniformes; Catostomidae.
ACAAAUGGUUUUCUCGCACUUUCUACGGGCCGUCAGUGAUGUUGACAAUUCCAAAACUGUCUGUCAGCCUGGAACAAUAUCUAAAAAUGAAAUUUCACAACGUUUAAAAUAGUUAAGACUGCCACAGGACAAAGAUGACGCAUUACGGUGAUGCGGCAGCGACUGUGUGCGUUAAAUGAGGAUAUUGAGAAUUCAACUUACAGACAGUUUGAUGAACUUCAGCGCCCCAUUUGAUAUAGAGCCGGUGGAUCACUUAUAGUUGUUAGAUAUUUCAGUGUUUGGACAGUAUCCACAUAUGGAAGCAGAUAGUUUAAGGCUAGCGAGGUUUUAGCAGAGUGUUGUGAUGGGUAAAGAUUAUUACAGGAUUCUGGGCAUCGAGAAAGGCGCGUCUGAUGACGAGAUCAAAAAAGCCUAUAGAAAACAAGCGCUGAGAUUUCAUCCCGACAAAAACAAAUCAGCCGGAGCUGAAGAUAAAUUCAAAGAGAUCGCCGAAGCUUAUGAUGUCCUGAGCGAUGCAAAGAAGAAAGAAAUCUAUGACAGAUACGGAGAGGACGGGCUUAAAGGACACGCUAGCGGCAGCACCAAUGGCCCUAGCUACACUUUUCAUGGCGAUCCUCACGCCAUGUUCGCGGAGUUCUUUGGUGGACGUAGCCCGUUUGAUCAGUUUUUCACAUCUGCUGGGGGUGCAGGUGAUGAUAUGGACAUUGAUGACCCAUUUGCGGCAUUUGGGAUGGGUGGAAUGGGUGGCUUCCCCAGAUCCUUCAAGUCCCGGGUAGCGGGUGCACAAGGGGGCCGGGAAAAGAAGAAAGACCCCCCCGUGGUGCAUGAGCUGAAGGUGAGCCUUGAAGAAGUGUUCUCAGGUUGCACAAAAAAGAUGAAGAUCUCGCGGAAGAGGUUGAACCCAGACGGCUGCACUGUGCGCACAGAGGACAAGAUCCUCACUGUGAAUAUAAAACGUGGCUGGAAGGAGGGGACUAAGAUUACCUUUCCCAAAGAGGGAGACGAGACGCCCACCAACAUCCCUGCUGACAUAGUGUUUGUGGUAAAGGACAAGACGCACCUAGUUUUUCGGAGAGAUGGCUCUGACAUCAUCUACGCUGCAAAGAUAUCCCUCAGAGACGCUCUAUGUGGCUGCACCAUCAGUGCUCCCACCCUGGAUGGUAGAUCUGUCACCGUGACAUCACGUGACGUCAUCAAACCUGGCAUGAAGAAGAGGAUUGUCGGAGAGGGACUCCCACUGUCCAGAUGUCCUGAGAAGAGAGGAGACAUGGUGCUAGAGUUCAUAGUGAAAUUUCCAGACAAGUUAGCACCGAGUGCUCGUGAAGUUUUGGUUCAGAUCCUGCCGCCUUGAACGCUGCAAUCUUUAGAGGAGAGAAUACAGCCAAUGCGAUUAGAGUCCAGACAGAUUGUGUGAUUGGGCCCGUUGAAUUCACUAGUUAUUGAACCUGAAAGCACCAGUGAGAAAUAUACCAAUAUGUCAAGCUCUGAGAAGCAUAAUAGAGCUCCAGUAUAUUCAUUUAUAUCCCCAUUAGUUAUUAAUGCAGUGCACUUUUCCAAAUCACUGUGAAUCAUUUCAGAAGACAUAUAUUGACUCAGACACAGUUUUGCAGUACCUCAGAGUCAAUGCUCAUGUUUGCAUUUCCCUGUUUUACGGCUUCGGGUUCCCUUCCCCCGAAUAUAUGUUUGUUUUCUUUUAUUAAAUUUAUUCAAAUUUUAGACUCCAUCACAAUUUUACCAUUUUACCAUCUCUUUUCUUUCAAGCAGGUUUGGGCAAAUUUCAGAACUUAGGAAUCAUCUAAUUUUCAAUUCCUGUGUUGGAAUUUGAAUUGGAUUUGCCACAUCUCACAGGAUGUUGAAUGGGAAACUUAAUCAGAAUGACAAGAAGAGGAAAUCCUACUGAAUUUUAAUUCAAGGAAUUUCAACACAAUAGACUAGGGGUUUUCAGAGAGAGAAAAAGUGUUUAAAAAUGACUGAAUUUGAUGUUAUUGCUCUCUUUCCAAAGCCUGGUCAGAAAUCAUGAGAUUAAUCAUGAUUAUUUUAUCCUAUUGAGUGACCUCCUUCAACAGUAAGAAAUGAAAACAUCUUCAUAUAAUUUUGUGAAAUUUAAAUAAGAAAAUGUUUAUAUUCAUGGUUUAUAUGUCUAACAUAAAAUAGACACACAGUUACCAAAUAAAAUGUAAAUAAUUUCCAGAUAAUAUUUAUUAUUUCUAAUGGCUUUUGUACAAUGACAAUAUAUUAUUAUUGUUAAACUUAUAAUAAGCCACUUAUUUAAUAUCACAAACAGCAUGUUGUCUUUAUAAUGUCACACGUAUACACACAGAAUACAUUGGUCUUUAUACAUUAAAUAAUAGUUGCCUUUAAGAUUUAAGAAGGGGGUCCCUCACCAGGGGAUCAUUAUAUUUGUGGUCUUUGCCAUCAAAAAGUUUGAAAAUAUGUGUAAUGGACAGAGAAGCUCCAUUAGUCCAACACGACAGCAAAACUGACAAAAACAGGUGACUGUAUUAAAAUUGCUUAAAAACUAAAUUUACUGAAUUACAUGUACAUUAAUUUGAUCCCAUCUUAAUUCUAUUUUGUAAAGUUUGAAUUAGAAUUCUGCAUCCUGGUUCCUAAAUGGAUUGAAAUUCAAUAGAAAAUCAGAAAUGUAAUUUGAAAUUAAAAGCAAUUCUCAAUUCAAUUCUGAAUGGCACACAACCCUGCUUUCAAGGAAUCAUCUCCUCUUAACAUAUAGGUUGUAUACAUUCUUGAGAUGUGUGCGUGUGUGUGUGCGGUUGUGAGUGUGUGAACGCCCAUUGAUGAGGCUACAUGUAACUAAGAUGCAGCUAUAGAGCUGGUUUAGAUUAGGGAUGGGCAUGAUUACCAUUAUCUGUGCUUGGUCCUCCUGGGACUUCACGAUGGCCCUUGAGUAUUUUUAUAACAGUGCUUCCAGAGCUCUCUUUGUUAUGAUGCAGAGAAAGCAUGCUUAUUCCCUGCUAGGAGUGACAGAGAUCUGUAUAUCAUCAGUGUGAACUUGAGCACUUCAAGUCAACAUUAAAUCAUUUUUGACCUUCUUUACUUUAUUAAUUCAUAUUCCUGGCCUCAUUGUGCAAUAUCCAUCAGUGCACAUUAUUAAAAGUAUUAUUAUUAUUUUACUUUUGUAAUCUUUCAUCAAAAUGUAAUAAAUUGCUCUGCAUGUGAAAAGACAAAUUUUUUGCUGAUGUUACAAUCGCAUUUAUUUUUCAACUCCUCCCCCUCCAAUCACUCUAACAUGCGUUCAGUAACACUUCCUUAAAUUGUCCAGUCAGUUCCCUAAGCAUUAAAUACAAUUUUCAAAUAUUCACUCAGAAGUGUCAGAUAAUGCAAUUAAAAUGGUUUGCGAAAGGCAUUUCAUGUUGACUUUAACCCCAGGCAUUAAAAGUACUUGUUUGUUACAGAAGUCACCAAGUUACUAAGGACAUGUAGCUUUAAAGGGGACAUGACAUGCCUUUUUUUUUUUUUUUUUGUAUGUUCUUUAUGGUUCACUUGUAAAGUGAAGUUUUUUGUACAAAAAAACAGUCAUAUAUUUGUAAAACAUGAUCAUUUUCCACCUCUAUUCUGACCCUUUGUCACACUCUGUUUUGGUGCUGCUUCUCCUUUAAGACUAGACAGUAAACACCCACUGUUCUGAUUGGCUGUCUGCUCUUGACUGAUCUUAUCUCUCCUUGCCAUCUCACUGCUCACCGCUACUGGGCGGGGCUACAGAAGUGAUAAGGUAAAGUAGAUGUGUUGUUGAAGGGAGUCAGAUGCAAAUGUCUACCACAGUGUGACAUCACAAUGUGGAGGAAGUAGAGAAAGAGUCGUUUCGGCAGCUUGGUUUCAACAAAUGCUCGUUUUGCAGGAAGCAGAAAGUUUUGAGUUCUGAAACUUACAUUAUGUUUUUAUAUUAAAAUAACCUCUGAUAUCUGAAAAGAUCACGGAAAAUUCCUCAUAUCAUGGCCCCUUUCAUUUCUAAUGGCUAAUAUGCAAAUAUUCAAUUGAUAUUGAGUGCUGGUUUGUGGGAUUGUACAGUUCAUUUCUUUAGAUUAACACUAGAAAAUAUCAAAACACAACUUAAACCUGUUGCUUGUAAAUGUUAUCGCUUAAAAUGAAAUCAUGAUUAUUAGUGUGUGAAUAUUUCCAUAUGUUAUUCUGCUCAUAAAUGAUGUUAAGAAGAGCAUAAUGUAUAGCGUUGAAAUGGUGGCUGUUUAAUAGAUCAUUUUGGAUAAUGCAUUCUAGAACUGCCUGAUCUUCAACAUGACUUUAUAAGAAAUUACAGUACUUGUGCCAAACGUGACCUGGGUAUGCAGAAAAAAUUACGAGGAGAUUGAAAUUUACUGAAAAGGGUUUUGGGUUAAAUUUCAGGUGCCAAUUACUUAAAAAGAAAAUGUUUUUCAAAUAAAAGCACUUUGUACAUCUGUUCUUUUUUUAGUGAAUUUGUAUGACAUGCUUGACAACUCUUUACUCCCUCACGUAAUUGUUUUUAGGUGCUGCAAUUAAAGGCUUUUCAAUUGCUGUCUUGUAAUAAGUAUUUAUCUGUAUGUCUUAAUUAUUGUUAAACAUGAAUCAAGUUAUUAGUAUUGCAACUUUUAGCCUGAAGUUU